AUGACCCUCAUUCUUGAAGGAAGCAAAGCCCUGGUGCUGAUCUUACUGGUUUCCUUUCUGGGGGUGAACUCCGUCUCCCCGCAGAACCCUCACCAUCAGAAGUUCCUGAGGCAGCAUCUCGAUUUCCCCCAGAGCAACGCAGGGCAGGACUACUGCGGUGUCAUGAUGCUACGGAGAAGGAUGUCGAGGCCUUGCAAAGAUACCAACAGCUUCGUCCAUCUCCCCAUCAAGCAGCUGAAGGACAUCUGCAGUUGGGUGGGUGCACACUACCGCCGGGCCUUGCGGGUCAACAAGGCACAGAUAUCCGUCACCACGUGCAAGCUGCAGGGGACGGCCCAGGGCCGGUGCUUCUACGGGGCCCACAACGGACGGAGGCACAUCCUGAUCAGCUGCGACUUGGCCGGGUGGCCCAUCCAUUUUGAAGAGAGCAAUUCCAUGUAG
Molecule: messenger RNA, 441 nt
Organism: Euleptes europaea (tarantolino)
Lineage: Eukaryota; Metazoa; Chordata; Lepidosauria; Squamata; Sphaerodactylidae
Product: ribonuclease-like
Exons: 1
Coding region: 1-441 (146 amino acids)
Molecular function (GO): nucleic acid binding
Source: RefSeq, a predicted model, not a curated record